Paramecium primaurelia is the source of this 2526-nucleotide messenger RNA. Lineage: Eukaryota; Ciliophora; Oligohymenophorea; Peniculida; Parameciidae. The record is from the annotation of a GenBank genome assembly.
AUGAUCAUUGGAAAAAGACGGUUGAAACAAAUAAAACUCAUUCUUGUAUCUCCUACAUUAGAGAAGAUUACAGUAUUAUCAUAUCUAGUCUUAAUACCAUUAAUGGUAGGUAACAUAAUAAUCUCAAAAUUAGAUGAUGUAUGAAACUUAUGGAUUAGGUAAUGGAUAUUUAAAUUUGUAUUAAAUCAAAUCUUAAUUCUAAGUGAGUACUUGGCGUAAUAGUUCGACAGUUGAAGAAGCAUUCAAUUAUUUGAUGAAUGUUUUCACACCAAAAUAUUUUGCAAAUUAAUUUAAGUCAUCUCAUAUACCACUUUCAAAUUUAAUUAUAGCUUAAACACGAAAUGCUAUUUAAAAAUGUAAUACUAAUAUUAUAAAUUGUGAAUAUGGAUCAGACUAAUAUUAAGAAGUAGAAUUCUAAGCUUUAGAUGUUAAUAAAUGUGUUUCUGAAAAUUGUACAGAGUUUAUUUAAAGUUAAAAUGCUUUUGGAGGAAUAAAAAUAGGAAUAGAUGGUCAUUAUUAAACAUAUUAUGAUUUCUAUUAUUAUAGUGUAUUAAAAAUAGCAGAUAAUUACACAGAUUUUUAUACAAAAUUAAUUGAAAAUAAAUGGGUUGAUAAUCAUACUGAAUCAAUUGGAAUAUUUGGAUCACUUUAUGAUUUGAAUAGUUAAUAAUAAGUUUAGAUAACUUUAUUAUUAGAAUAAUAAUUUGCUAAAUACCCAUUAUAUUUAUAAGAAACAUUUUUUUAAUUGCCUUUUUUUGAUUUUAAAGAUACUAUACAUAUUUUGUUAUUUUCUUAUUUGAUAUUUAUUGGACUAUUAAAAAUAUUUAGAACCAUGUUGGAAUUAACAUAUAUUUUUUCAAGAUUCAAUUUCUUUUUUUAAUUGUAUAACUUUGCUGCACUUAUUGUUUAUUGUAUAGUACAUUUUUAGAUUCUUAUUGUGAGAGAUUAAGCUUAAGAUAAUAAUUUAAUAUUUUCUAGAAGUAUAUUGGAAAAUAAUUUUAGUGGAAAGAUUUUAUCAGUUGGUAAUGCAUUAUUAAUAAAUGAUUAUCAAACUACUGAGGAUGUUGGAAAAGUUUUGCUUUUAUUAAGUUAUCCAUAUUCAUUUGUGUAAUUUAUAUUAUUUUUUAAUGCCGAAUGGAUUUAGAAUUAUCAUACAUUAUAAAUGCGUACUAUGCCUGGUCUUUUGACUUGUUCAGUCUUAUCAUUAGCUUUUUAUAUCUUAACAGUUUUACCUCAAGGCUAUUUAGAUAAAUAAUAUAGGACAGGUCAUCAUUCUAUCAAUUAUAUAGCUUAUUUAUUUGCUUAAUUAUUUUUAGAUAAUUACCAAGAUGAUGAAGUAUUCUAUAUAUAAUAACAGAAUUUAGGAUUAAAAAUAAUUAUUAAGCAUUAUAAUUGAGAUUUUGCAUUAUCUAUUUUAGAUUCUCAUAGCUUUAUAUGUGAUUGCAUUAUCUAUAGAAGGUUUUAGAAAAGCUUCAAUAUAUGAAAUGCCUUAUUAAACUAAAUAUGACAAAGAAUUUAUCUAAAAUUUUGAUAAUCUUAAUAUAAAAAUAAAUAAGUAAUAUAUAUAAUAUUUAUUUAAAAGGGUUUUAAAAUAAGUAUAAAAGUUGUUUAUAAAAGAGAAAUAAUCUUAAGGUAAGAAAAUAAAUAGAAGAGAAGAAGAUAGAUAAUCAUAAAUAUUAGAUGAUGAAGAAACUUUAAGUGAUAUGUCAGAAACUAAAUCUGAUAAAAUAUUAAUAGUUUUUGAGAUUAAUAAUGCAUUUUUAGAAGAUAUUAAUAGAUUCAAAGCCAGAAGAGAUGCUAAUUAUUAUGCAUAAAAAAGAGUGAAGUAUUCGAAAUCCAAUAAGGAUUAAGCUUCAUCUUAAAAAAUUAGAAUUAUUUAAUCAUUACUUUAAAAAGAUAAAGUAAAUUAAAGAUUACAAGUAAUGUUAAGCAAACAUUGUAAAUUAUAAAUAAUAAUUAUUUAUAGAAACAAAUGAAGCUUAAUACACAUAAUUAUAAGAAGAUUAAGUAGAAUAAAAUAAUGACUUCUUUUAAAAUUUUAAAGAAUAAAUAAGUGAUUAAGGAGUAAAGAUUAGAGAAUUUACUAUUAUUGAUUAAGUCAUUAAAUUUUUAGAAAUGCUAUUAAGAUUAAGACCAGAAUUUUUAAGUUUAAAUGCAGAAUAAAGAAUUAGAAUAAUGUUUUAUAUAAAUUCAGAUUAAGUAGAAGAAGAGGAUGUAUAUAAAUUAUUAAGUUUUUUAAUUGUUAACUUAGCAAAAUAACAUUUGAAUUAUCCUAUCCUUGUAUUUUCUUGUCAUAAAGAGUGGUAUAUUGAAAAAGAAUAAUAUUUAAAAUUGAAAAAGUUUUAUAGAAAUAUAUUUUCAACUUUAGAGAAGGAAUGUGCAUUAGAUUUUAGUUUAAUGUAAACAUCAUUCUUUGAUUUCUAAUUGAAAUUUUCAAAAGAUUAAUAAUUUUAUGAGAAGGAAAAUUAAGAAGAAAUAUCUAAUUCAAUGAUAGAAGAAGGAGAAGACAAAUCAGAAUUACUUUGA